Messenger RNA from Iphiclides podalirius (scarce swallowtail), 588 nucleotides. The record is from the annotation of a GenBank genome assembly. NCBI's taxonomy places the organism in Eukaryota, Metazoa, Arthropoda, Insecta, Lepidoptera, Papilionidae.
AUGAGUGCCCCAGAACAUUCUGGAUAUCAGCGCACCUUUAGAAUCGCCGGGCUUGCUAAUGAAAUUUUUGGAUUACGACCCGCCGCGCCGCGUCCCUGUCGCACUCGCGCGGUUCCGCAUAAGCCUGUCCCGCUCGCGUGCAGAGAUGUAAUUGUUAACGAGGAUAGACCGCCGCGUAUCCGCGCCUAUAACCCGCUUAAUCCGCGGACGCCUCGGGCGCGGCACGUGUUCCUCAGAAUCGGGUGCGAUAUCUCCGCUCUAAGAUUCAAACAAUCGGAAGUUGUGCUCGGCGCGGUGUUUCGCAAAUCGCCGAAAUUUCGACGCUUAAUUAAUCCAAACAAAGACGAUCCCCGUCAUAUUUACGACGGGGCUGCAGGCAGCCGAAGUUCCGGAGCUAAUGCCUCGCUGACGGUCCAAUUUUGUCACGGAGAAUUCGCCGAGUGCGCCGAUAGAGGGGACUUAGCCCCGCCGGGAGAUCCAUUAGGGGAGCGUGACGUGAAGGGCAUAAGGAGGCCUAUUGCAGAUCCAAAGGGCUACAGACACGACGAGCCUAAAAAUGGAACUGAAACGCUUUUAAUUAGGGACCUC